Messenger RNA from Racocetra fulgida, 816 nucleotides. The record is from the annotation of a GenBank genome assembly. NCBI's taxonomy places the organism in Eukaryota, Fungi, Glomeromycota, Glomeromycetes, Diversisporales, Gigasporaceae.
AUGUCAACGUCAUCAUUAGAAAUAAGAACAAAUCAUUUAACACGUUCACCUAUAUCCCCAUCAUUCUCUGAUGUGCCGGGACCACGUCAUGGAAUUUUAAUAGACAUUGCAUGUAUAAUAAUAACUUUAUUAUCCCUAGCAUUGUUUAUAGCAUUGGCCGCGUUGACUGGAUACUACGCGGAUAUUGAAGAUUAUGAUACUGCAAAUAAAUUGUUUAUUUCUCAAAAUCUUGCUUGGUUUGUAUGGGGUUCCGUUUAUAUGAUUGUUGUUUUAUACCUUUGGGUUAAAUUUGUUGGCGUGGCUUGGGAUAAUAUGUCGGAUUUGGACCGUACACACGCAAUUCGAAGUACUGAACUUCAAACUAAAUUUGUUCAACUUAAGCGUGGUUCACCACUUUCAUCAUCAAGAUCAAUUAUAAGAGAUGCCGAUCAAGACAAUUCUGACAAAUAUAGUCAAUCUAAUGAUCGAAAGCAAGAAGAAACUGAUAAUGAUAUAAUAAGUGAAAAAAUUCCUCAAACCUUUCGUCGUCAAUCAGAUUCUUCAAUAUCAAAACAAUAUCAACAAAGACGUUCUCCAUCAUCCCCUUCUCCACUCUCUUUACGUGGUUUAAAUGAUUCUACUAAGCUUCCUACUGAUGAAAAUGUUCUUCAACAAGAAAUGGUCCUUGAAAAUCCUUUAUCUCCUUUAUCUCCAUCAUCCACUAUUUUUGAUAGAAGACGUAGUGGUAAUCAAAAUUUGAAAGAAUGGUUAUUGAAAAAACCUACUCCUGCUAUUCCUAGACCUCAAAGACUUGAUAGUUAUAGGGAAAGUAUUUAA